Molecule: messenger RNA, 5720 nt
Organism: Nothobranchius furzeri (turquoise killifish)
Lineage: Eukaryota; Metazoa; Chordata; Actinopteri; Cyprinodontiformes; Nothobranchiidae
Gene: usp19
Product: ubiquitin specific peptidase 19
Biological process (GO): protein deubiquitination
Molecular function (GO): cysteine-type deubiquitinase activity
Source: RefSeq, a predicted model, not a curated record
AUGCGUUAGUAACGGAUCAUUUGAGAUCCCGACGGCUGCCGUAGGGGUCUGGCCGGGCAGCAGUAUAUUUUGCUUCCAACAAAGUAGGCUCACCCCGCCGAGGCCGACACCAAAACAUCUAACACAGUCUGCUGCACGUGUGUGUUUCGGGAUGAUGACGGUAGACCGACAGAAAUGGCUCCUGGUUGAAUGUGGAAUUUUCUAGAAGCACCGUGGACUCCGAGCAGAAGGAGCCUAGCAGGCGGAGGCCGCGAAGGAACAGUCUAGCAGCACCCGGGUGAAACGAAAGCAGAAGUCGCCAGUUUUUGUGCGUUCAGGCGGAACUAUCACCAAAGAUCCCCGUCCCUCGUUGAACAUCCUGAUUCUGUUCUGGGAGAGUUCAGACCAGUGUCAUCGCCAAGAUAGCUGGGCCAGGCAGGAAGAGGCACACCUCAGAUCCAGACCCCAGCAGCGGCAGUGAUUCCGGCGACGGGCAUCCCGUUAGUGCCAAGUUCCUGAAGAUGGCCAGCAGCGGAGCCAGUGGUGUGGCUGGCGGUGAGACGGCGGGCCAUCACGAUGGAGCUCAGCGGAAAGGAGGCGGUGGUAGGGAGAAUGCCUCGGACCUGGCCCCCAGCACCAGUAAGAAGAAGCAGAAGGACCGGGCCAAUCAGGAGAGCAGAGAGGCUAAAAGAGCUGCAGCAGCAGCCAAUGCUUCGGUGGAUGGGGUUCUCGCGGAGGUCAAGAAAGACGUGUUUGUGGACUGGAAACAAAAUGUUAACGAAGUGACCGUCAGACUCCGCUGUGGGGACGGCGUUCAGAGGAUCGAGGACAUCAACUCCACUUUCACAGACACUCACUGCAGCGUGUCCUUCCCAGAUGGACGACAGUGGAGCUGCCAGCUGCAGGAGGAAAUUGAGGCUUCAUGUAGCAAAGUGCAGUACAAAGAAAAAGGUGGAUUCCUGCAUCUCAUCCUGCACAAGAAAAUUCCCUUUCACAUCUGGCCUUCUCUUAAGUCAAACAAGAAAGAGAAGGAGGCGGUGCAGACAGACGCCCAAAGUGAUGCAAAGCCUGUUGUCUUGGAUUCAUCAGAGAAACCUAAAUGGUCAUCAGGGCAGCCACAACCCCAGCCCCCCUCAUCGCCGGCUCUCGGUGAAUCCAGACGGAUCAACGGGAAAUCAGAGCGAGGCACGAAGCGCAGCUCGAAGAACAAAGCCUCUGACAAGGCCGCGACAGACUCUGUGUGUGUGAGAAGUGGAGCUGGAGACGGCUCCAACAUUAGCGUCAAGUCUAAGACCGUCACAAACGUUACCCAGCAACUGCAGGAGUCUGGUGCCAAGCGAACUAGCGUACCGCUGUCCAAGGUGAGAGAGGGUGAAGAAAUGGACCCAGCGUCUGUCAGGUCUACAAACGUGGAAGCCCCUCCUUCACACCUAACCACCGUCCAGAGCUUGCGUACACACAGUCAUGGAGACAACAGAGUGGAGGCGCGGGGCAGUAGAGAGGACCUGGACCUGGACGAGACAGCCAGCAGGACUCGGGUGUCAGAUAAAACAAACCAAUCAUCAGAAACGUCUGAAGCAACAGAACAAGUCCGCGAUGGCCAGCCCGUUCCUCCCGUCAUCGAUCACUCCCUCAGACCCACCGACUCGAGCCAUAAAGUGGACGCUACUUCCCUCCAAAUGCAGGGGGACCGGACAGACUCUGCACCACACAGAAAAGCUGCUGAACAUGAAUCAGGACAGGAGGCUUUAAUCUCACAGCAACAUGAAGACUCAACAGAGAUGCUUUCAGCUCCAGCUGCCUGUGUGGCUGCCAGGCAAAGCUGGGAUGGGGAGGAGAAGCAGGACCAGUCUAAAGAAGAAGCCCCUCUGGAGAUGAUGCAACAACAAGAGCCCAUGGUGAACCUGCAGGCUGUAAAGAACGACUCGUAUGAGAAGGGCACAGACCUGAUGGUGGUGAACGUUUACCUUAAGGGGGUCUGCAGAGACACCGCCAGGGUCAUCUUCAGAGAGCAAGACUUUACGCUCAUCUUUCAGACCAGCGACAGAAACUUUCUCCGGCUUCAUCCUGACUGUGGGCCAAACACGGUCUUCAAGUGGCAAGUCAAACUCAGGAACCUGAUCCAGCCCGAGCACUGCAGCUACUCCUUCACCCCGUCCCGCCUCGACAUCACCCUGAAAAAGAGACACAGCCAGCGCUGGGGGGCUCUAGAGGCCCCGGCCACACAAGGUGCAGUGGGUGGUGCUAAGGUCGCUGUGCCCUCCGGUCCUGCCUGCAUGGACAAGACCCAGCCAGGUAGCAGCCAGCACAGCCUCCCAGCCAAGGAGGAGUCUCCCAGGGUGGGGGAGGACACGCCUAAGGCCUCGCCCAGAGGAGUGGAAGACGCUGGUCUGGACUCGGUAGCAUCUCGUACCGUCUCUGAGCACGUAGCGAUCACUAAGACAGAAUCCUCAGUGACCACACCCAAGCCUACCUGCAUGGUGCAGCCUAUGACCCAUGCACCUCCUGCCGCGGAGCGCCACGAGGAAGAGGAGGAGAAGAAGGUGUGCCUGCCUGGCUUUACAGGAUUGGUCAACCUUGGUAACACCUGCUUCAUGAACAGUGUCAUCCAGUCCCUGUCCAAUACCAGAGAACUCCGGGAUUACUUCCAUGACCGAGCGUUUGAAGCAGAAAUCAACUGCAGCAACCCUCUGGGAACAGGAGGAAGACUCGCCAUCGGCUUUGCUGUGCUGCUCAGGGCUCUUUGGAAAGGGACGCACCACGCCUUUCAACCGUCAAAGCUCAAGGCGAUCGUCGCCAGUAAAGCCAGUCAGUUCACUGGUUACGCUCAACACGACGCGCAGGAGUUCAUGGCGUUCCUGUUGGACGGACUCCACGAGGACUUGAACCGCAUCCAGACUAAACCGUACACGGAGACGGUGGACUCUGAUGGACGACUCGAUGAGGUGGUGGCAGAGGAGGCGUGGCAGAGGCACAAGAUGAGGAACGACUCCUUCAUCGUGGACCUCUUCCAAGGCCAGUUUAAGUCUAAACUCGUGUGCCCCAUGUGCUCUAAGGUCUCCAUCACUUUCGAUCCGUUCCUGUACCUCCCGGUCCCGUUGCCCCAGAAACAAAAGGUCCUCUCUGUUUUUUACUUUGCUAAGGAGCCACAUAAAAAACCAGUUAAGUUUUUGGUGAGUGUGAGUAAGGAGAACUCCAGCACAGAGGAAGUCCUCGAGUCCAUCUCCAGGAGUGUGAGGGUCAAACCUGAGAACCUCAGACUGGCAGAGAUUGUAAAAAACCGUUUUCAGCGCUCGUUUCUGCCGUCGCACUCGCUGGACACCGUGUCCGCCUCUGACACGCUGUUCUGCUUUGAGGUGCUUUCUAAAGAUCUGGCCAAAGAGAGGGUGGUUUUGCUCAAAGUGCAGCAGAAACUCCAGGUGCCAAAUAUCUCCAUCUCCAAGUGCGCAGCGUGCCUGAAACCGCCGGUGUCUGACGAAGACAAGCUGAAGAGAUGUACUCGCUGCUAUCGGGUCGGCUACUGCAAUCAAGUUUGUCAGAAGACACACUGGCCCAGUCACAAGAGUCAGUGUCGCCCCAACUCCGAACACGUGGGUUUUCCCUUCCUGGUCAGCGUGCCAGAGUCUCGUCUCUCCUACGCCCGUCUCUCCCAGCUCCUAGAGGGCUACUCCAGGUUUUCUGUCAAUGUAUUCCAGCCUCCGUUCCAGUCAGGAAGGACAUCUCCUGAAACCUCCCAGUCUCGUUUAGAUGUCGCACCAAUGCCAGCAGGCUCUGUGGAUGAGGCUGUGGCUGGCAGCAGCACUGCAGGAUCAGGUGGCCUGGUCUCUGAGAGCCACUCGCAGCUUCCCGACGGUCAAGCUGAAGAGUCUCAGUCCUCAGCCGUCCACUCUGAGGCAUCAGGAUCGCCGUCCCCAUCCCAGACGUCUCUCUCAACCACAAGGACUACUGGUUCUGGCUUCUCGGAGUCGUUGGACCCUCAUGCAGAAAAAGAAACGUCCUGUGAGAAAGCAUUGAGACCAGAAGCUGCAGUAACAGGUUACCAGCAGCCGAAUGAGUCGGCAUCGGGUCACGCCAGCCCCUUCUACAUCGCUCUGCUGGACUCCAGCAACAAGGAGCAAAGGCUGGACGAGAAAGAAGACGUCCUAGCAGACCUUCCUGAGGACACCACCCUGGAGCUGGUGUGGAAAAACAACGAGCGCGUAAAGGAGUACGUGCUGGUGAGCUCCAAGGAGCUGGAGUACGACGAGGACCCCGGCUCUUUGAGCGAGACGGCCAGAGCGGGACAUUUCACUCUGGAGCAAUGCUUGAAUCUCUUCACCAAGCCAGAGGUGCUGGCGCCAGAGGAAGCCUGGUACUGUCCAAAGUGCCAGCAGCACCGCGAGGCCUCCAAGCAGCUGUUGCUCUGGCGUCUGCCCAACGUCCUGAUCAUCCAGCUCAAGCGCUUCUCCUUCAGAAGCUUCAUUUGGAGAGAUAAGAUCAACGACAUGGUUGACUUUCCCGUCCGGAACCUCGACCUGAGCAAGUUCUGCAUCGGCCAGAAGGACGAGAUGCAACAGCCUCCUGUUUACGACCUGUACGCAGUCAUCAAUCACUACGGAGGAAUGAUCGGAGGCCACUAUACCGCUUACGCUCGCCUGCCAAGUGACAAGAACAGCCAGCGCAGUGAUGUUGGCUGGCGUCUGUUUGAUGACAGCACUGUGACGAUGGUGGACGAGAGCCAAGUGGUGACGCGUUACGCGUACGUCCUUUUCUACCGCCGACGGAAUUCCCCCGUGGAGAGGCCUCCGCGCUUCCUGAGACCCGUCACGGCCGAGUCCCCCACAGCUGCAGGAGAUGCCGCCAGCCAGACGUCGAGUCAGUCGCUGUUCGGAACGGACCUGCACCCUGAAGGACCGCCGAGCCUGACCCCCGAGGUACCCGCUGACCUUUUUGUCCCGUCUUCAGAGUGUGCGGCUCCAUCCUAUAGCAACAUGGAGGAGGUGGACUGAUGAGGGAAACGCCAGGGGAAGCGGUGCUCGGUUGAGAACUCACCUGUGGUGGUGGCUGGCGCCUUAAUCGGUUGUCCAGAAAACUAAAACAAAAAAAAUCUGAACAAAAGGGGGUCGUAACUGCACUCGGAUCAGGUGACCCACACCCACAAACGAGUAAAGCAACGUUUCCAUUAAGAUUUAACAAACUGAAUACGUGUAGUUCUGUCCAUCCAUCUCGUUUGAAGCGGAGAACUUUGAGCCGACCUGAUCCUGGCUGUCGCUGUGCUUGACUUUAGGUUAAACGUGUACUUAUAGUGGUGUUUGUUAAAAUGUGUGUAAAUGAUCUCUUAAAGGCUUUUUUCUGUUGCUUCUACGUUGUACAAAAGAGGGGUGCUAACCUUUGACCUUUUUCCUUCCUUACUGCAGAGGGCACAAGCUUUUUUUUUUUUGGUUGCUUUCCAGAAUUAACUUGGCUUGUUUCUGACUGUUUUUCUACUGUUUUAGGUAUUUGAUCCUGUGGAUGCAAUUGUGAGAAGGCUUCAGUAUAAACUGAAAUAUGCAUGACUGCAUGUUCAUACAGGUUGUGACCUCUGCCCUCUGUAAAAACCCAACCCAAGCCACCGCGACAUGUUGGGUUCAUCGUUUUCAUUUUUCUUCUGUUUUGCAUCGGUCUCACCUCUCCCCUUCUGCGUACUUAAGGUGGGAAUCAUUAAUAUUGCUGCUGUGGAGACUAUAAAUGGUUAAUAUAAAUAAAAUGCUGAGUCAUGCUAA